AUGGUUGCAAAUCUGACUUCGCGAUGGACAUAUAUCCCUUCUGGACAGAAGUUGGCUUAUUUUGACCCGUUUCCGUCUGUUUUUAGUGCACAAACAUUCGAAGGCGACGUUGAUACAUCUACAAAGAAUUUAGGGAAAUCACCGAAGCCCAUAGUAAAAAAAGGAUUUAACUCAGAUCGAAUUAACAACGUCGAACAAGUUCCGUCACAUCCAUCUGUUAAAAAUUUGAAAAGCAAAAUUCCAUCUGAUACCGAUGUCAUAGAAUCUGAUUCUGAACUUAAAUAUUUAGGUCGUAUUGUAAGUGCGCAGGGUAUUAGACCAGAUCCAGGAAAGUUAGAAGCUGUAAGAUCAUUUCCUAUCCCUGAGGGUCGUCCAUUUGAAGUCUGGACAAAUCAUAGAUCUUUGCAAUGGUUAAGAAACGUAAAAGAUCCUACCAGUCGUCUAGCGAGAUGGGCUAUGAAAUUAGAUGCUUAUGGCAUGAUUAUUAAACAUCCUCCUGGCGAAUCUAUCGGGUGUCCCAGGUAAAAUGGCCCUGUUUUGUUUUUUCUAUAACUCCGUUAUUUUUAUUCUUAUCGAACCAAAUUUUUUUAAAAAGAUUCGCCGUUCAAUUCUCUACAAAACUGUCACUUUAGAUUCUUUUUAGAUUUUUUUGUUAUUGUUUAAAAGAAUGUGAAGCAAGGAUCUCCAAAACUUAGUACUUUCUAAGCAUCAGAAUGGUAACAAGAAACGUAUUGAACCAUCCCUGUUGGACCUCCAAAAAACCAAAAGAAUGAAGUUCGCAAACUGGAUUACUAUUAAUAGUUUCGGAAAUAUCUUGUCCAAAUGUAAAAUCAUAACUAUAAUGUAUAAGACGCCAACCAAUACGAUCUUCUGGAUCUGACCUAAAAAUAAUAAAUAUAACCCUCGGACUGUACUUAUCGAAAAAAGUGAAUUGAUGAAUUUUGACAUGAAACUUCGCCAGCAGAUAGAUCUAAUGGAUAUUAGAAUAUCCUGAAAGUUUCACCGAAAACGGAACGUUUUUUUUUGGGAUAUUGGGGUUACAAGCAGACUUGAUUAUAGCGUCUUGCCUGCUGGAAAUGACUGAUUCUUUUAACCUCAAUAUCCACCUCGCGCCAUCAAUCUCACUUUUUUCGAUAAGUAACCUGGGGAGGUUUCCUCGUAAGUGUUCAUGUGAAAUCAAGUCAAUUUUCGGGAAAAAAUAUUCUCUCGUAAUGGAGAAUGUUUCUUUAGUGUUGCGCUCAAAAAACAGUGAUACAAGCGAUAAAAUGUCGAUCACCCAAAUUCUGAACUCGAUGAUAUCAGCGAAAGUAGAAUAAUGACUCAGUCAUAGCAAGCUCCUCUUGUGUUGAUACCGCCUUCAUUGGUCCUUGAAAUACGAUGUAAACAACGUGCUGAUUUUUAAGCGAUUGAAAAAGAGAUCAAGAUUUGCUGGCUCUCCACUGUAAAAAAUGAGAAACGGAGAAAGGGCUGUAGCAAGUGGAACAGUCAAAGAACCUUUUUUUCCGUUUUUUGCGGAGUCAGAAAACCGUUGAAGGGUUUUUACUGAGUCUAAGCACCCUUCAACAGUUUUUUGACUCUGCAAAAAACGCAAAAAAGGGUUCUUUGACUGUUUCAUUUGCUACAACCCCUUACAAGCCCUUUUCCGUUCUCUAUUCUACGGACAUUUUUUACAGUGUACCACGGGGAGAAAACGCUACUUCAAUCUACUUCAACGUUACCAGGGGAUAGGAUUUUCGAGUUAAGUGAUCGGUAUAAGCUUUUAAGUUGGUUUUUGACCUAUGCGAUCGACAUAGUCGAAAAUCAUCUCGAAAACGCUGUCGCGAUCAUCGAUAACUCGAAAAUUAUCUCAAGUAGGGAUGCACCAUUUUCAGUUCCAUCAAUUCCAAUUCCUAGAAUUGGUCGAAAUUUGUCGGAAUUGGUUGGUAUUGGAAUUGAAAUUAGAAAAAUCGGAACCGACUUGAACGACAGUUAGUCAACUUUGACGAUUUUUUCGUCGAAAAAUGUGAUCUCAGCAUCGAAACGUAACAUUUUACCCAGGGAUCAAGGGUUGAAAUAUAAGAUUCCUCCUUAAAUUGAAGUCCCUCAUAUCGGACUGUAUCUGAAAUAUUAAUGUUACAAUUUUUGGUACACAGUGAUUUUGCUGUCGGGCUACCGUAUUGUCGAAAAAUUUGAUCUCAAUGUUGAAACGUGCAAUUUUAACCAGGUAUUCGAACCUGUAGUAUAAGGUUCCUCGGAAAAUUUCAGAUUCUCAUACUGUCCUAUUCCUGAAAUUCUUGUUUCUUCUCAUUUUAAACGAGAUAAAAAUCAGUGUCUGUUAUAUAAGGCACUUCUUAUUUCUACUUAGUUCAUAAAUGCUUUUUUAACUUUUUCAAAGUAGAAUUAAGUAAAGAUUUGCACAGUAAGUUCCAGCAGUUCCAGUGAGUGAGAAAAUAGGAUAUACAGUUGCAAUUUUUCUUCAGUAAUUUGGGUACAUCAGAAAUGAAUCUUCUUUCUCGAAAGAUGCACGAUAUCUCAGAACUUUUUCUGUGUUCUUUCUCUUAAUUGAUAUUUUCUUUGCAAAGAUCUCAAAUUCAACCUCGAAGCGAGUCUGGGGUGAAGGAUCCACGUUGAUUGCAUCAUGUUCCCGAAGAGUAAUCCGGGUAAAACUCAUUGUUUUAACUAUCUUAAGAACGACUUUAUUUUCAAGAGAACCAUAUCAGAAGUUUUCGUUUUCAUUGUUUUUCUGUAAUUUUUACGUUCUUAUGUGGAAGUAUUUGAAAAGAAAAAGAAAACGAAGCCCAAACAAUUUUGAUUAGGCUGUCGAAGGAAAAUUUAAUGUCUAAAAAGUUCUAAGUUCUAAAUUAUUUUGAGCAUAAGAGAACUGAAGAGCGAUGACUUUAUUUUAUUUUAGAUUAUUUUGUUUGUCAGAUAUCAUGGACAUCUUAGUAGUAUGUCCACGACAUUUGUGUAUUUCUCCUGCGAAUUAUGUAACGUUAAAAAUACUGCUGAGUGUGUGCAUAGUCUUUAUCAGUACCUUUCGACAGUGAUUAUACUUUUUGUAGUCGAGUUAAGGUUUUAAUCUGAUUUCUUUUAAAUGAAGUUGAAUAACUUUGUUAGACUAUUAGAGAAUCAAUAAAAAAGAAUAUGAGCUAUGGUGAAUGUAAAUUCUCUGG
Didymodactylos carnosus is the source of this 3152-nucleotide messenger RNA. The record is from the annotation of a GenBank genome assembly. Lineage: Eukaryota; Metazoa; Rotifera; Eurotatoria; Philodinida; Philodinidae.